UCCAAAAUAAAACCAGAGGAUGUCUACACCGGAAAAGCAGACGCAUAUUAUGAAAAACUUCGCGUGGAAAUAGCGAGAGAUGCUGAAAGGAUAUCCCGUUACCAAAUAGAAGAAGAUAUCCCCAGCAAAUCUUGUUUCGAAAAAGAAGACAUCUCCAACAAAUCUUAUUCCAAAAUAAAAACAGAAAGUACUUCUAAUAUCUUAAAUAAAUCAGAUAUAUCAGAAUCAGGGAGUGAUGUCUUUAAUACAGCAUCGGAAGUUCAGCUGAAUCCACCUUCAUAUAAUAAGUCAUAUUGCCGCUCAUACUUUAACUCGAGCACAGUUGAAUAUACCUGGGACAUGGAUCGUGUCAUUACUCAUCUUCAAAUUGCAAAACAAUUAUUUUCUGAAGAGUUUCCGGAAACAGCUCUAUAUAGAAUUAAACUAAGUAUUGAUAUUGAUACACAUGAUAAGUUAAACAACAAAGUAAAAUUUUAUUUACUUACUAAAGAAAAAUUUAUGGGUAUAUGCCAGAUUUCCCUUAUCUCUAAUUAUGCGGUAAAUUCUAACAAGGUAUAUCAUUGUUAUUCGUAUAAAGGUUCAAUGACAGAUAUGACAUUAUUAUGUGAACUUCCAAUUAAAUUGCUUGACACAGAAAUACUCUCUGAAGAAAAGAUCGUAAUCAAUUUCAAGUUCGAAAUUCUUCAUCAAUUUCAAAAUCAAAGUAUACACAUGAAUUUAACGACAAUAGAUACAAUAGUUCGCAAAAAUUUUAAUUUUAAUGAUAAAGAAUCGAUUACUUUUAUAGUAAAUAAAUCACGCUAUACUUUAUCCAAGAAUCGAUUACGUUGUAUCAGUAGUACGUAUUUUAACGAACUAUGCGAUAAGCUUGAAAAAAAUAAAACUAACGAAUUUGAGAUAAAAAUAAACGACAAAAAGUUUUCAUUGGCUUAUGAAGGAAUGUUAUUAUUCAUUUUAACUGAUUCAUUACCGACGUCGCUUGAUUACGAUAAGCUCAAAUAUAUACUAAUAACAGCUGAUAAAUAUAAAGUAAACCAACUUAAAUUAACAUGUGAACGCUACUUGUUACGUAUAAUUAAUAUUCAAAAUUCUGUCAAACUUAUAAUGCUUGCGUUUUCAUGUAAUGCAAAACUCUUAGAAGAAAAGGUAGCAACUUUUAUUAAGUUAUAUUUAAAGGAAGUAGCGCUUUAUAACAACUUUUCUCAUUUAUCACAAAAAGAUAGAAACAAAAUAUUUGAAUCAAUUAAUAAAAUUAAUAUACCUUGUAGAUCUCAACUUGUCAAGUUUGAUCAUCUUGAACUGUAAACUAAUAUGCAAUUUCUUAACAAUU
Nylanderia fulva is the source of this 1330-nucleotide messenger RNA. The record is from RefSeq and is a predicted model, not a curated record. NCBI's taxonomy places the organism in Eukaryota, Metazoa, Arthropoda, Insecta, Hymenoptera, Formicidae.